Molecule: messenger RNA, 1404 nt
Organism: Tinamus guttatus (white-throated tinamou)
Lineage: Eukaryota; Metazoa; Chordata; Aves; Tinamiformes; Tinamidae
Source: RefSeq, a predicted model, not a curated record
UGCCUUCACAUGGGAUUACAAACAGACAGAGGAUGAGACAAGCACUUCUGGGGCUACAUUUUGGAGCAGAGUCUAAGAAGAAAACAUGGCUGUGAUAUUUGUCCACAGUAUGGAUAACAAUGCUCCUUUUAUUCUCCCUACAUCAUUGGUGCUGCUGCAGAACACCAGUUACCCUGAAACCUCGAUCCCUCCUGCUAGCCACGAGAUGACAGAAUCAGGCAAGGAAGCCAGACCAAACAGGAACCACACUGUCAUACAGUAUAACCUGAGGCCAGGGGAAGUCAUAGCAGCCAGCAUGAUUUUUGGAAUAUUGUGGCUGUUCUCCAUCUUUGGAAACUCCCUUGUUUGCUUGGUGAUCCACAGAAGCAGGAGGACACAAUCAACCACCAACUAUUUUGUUGUCUCCAUGGCUUGUGCAGACCUUCUCGUCACUGUGGCAAGCAUGCCGUUCGUGCUGCUUCAGUUUACAUCAGGCAAGUGGACGCUGGGGAAUGGGAUGUGCAAGAUGGUAAGGUACAUACAAUACCUCACCCCUGGAGUCCAGAUAUAUGUGCUCCUCUCCAUAUGUGUGGAUCGGUUCUAUACUAUUGUCUACCCCUUGAGCUUCAAAGUGUCAAGAGAGAAAGCCAAGAAAAUGAUUGUAGCAUCUUGGAUCUUUGAUGCUGCAUUUGCAUUGCCCGCUUUCUUUUUCUAUGGCUCCAGUUGGGAUGACCAUUGCAACUUCUUUCUCCCAAAUUCCUGGGAGGGAGCCAUCUACAGUAUCAUCCACCUCCUUGUGGUGUUUUUGAUCCCAUCUAUUCUCAUUAUCCUAUUCUACCAGAAAGUUAUCAAGUACAUUUGGAGAAUAGGCACUGAUGGCAGGACUGUCAGGAGGACAAUGAAUAUUGUUCCAAGGACAAAAGUGAAAACCAUCAAGAUGUUCCUAAUCUUAAAUUUGUUGUUUCUUCUUUCGUGGCUCCCUUUUUAUGUGGUACAGCUAUGGCACCCACCUGAAAAAGACUAUAGAAAGAGUUCCUUGGUUUUCAUGGCUAUUACUUGGAUCUCUUUUAGCUCUUCAGCCUCUAAGCCAACCCUAUACUCAGUGUAUAAUGCAAACUUCAGAAGAGGGAUGAAAGAAACAUUUUGCAUGUCCUCCAUGAAAUGCUACAGAAGCAAUGCAUACACCAUCACCACCAGCUCAAGGAUAGCCAAAAAAAAUUACAUUGGCAUCUCAGAAAUUCCAGCACCAGCUAAAACUGUAACGAAAGACUCGAUCUAUGAUUCGUUUGACAGAGAAGCAAAGGAAAAAAAGCUUGCCUGGCCUAUUCAUUCAAAUCCUCCAAACACGUUUGUCUAAGUGGCUUAAUUGGUUUCAAAAAUGAUUAUGCACCACCAGAACAAAGAGUUUUAUCUCCUUCUGAAGAA